GCUCAAGAAGGACCUAAGCAGUGUCCACCAUGGGACAGACGGCAGGGGAGAAAGAAACCUUCAGAAUGGAAAUGGGCUGACACUUAAUCAUGGGGUUUUCCUGAAAACAUGACUUGCCUUUCUUCUGACCUGUGAAGAAAUUUGGAGAAAGACCCUCACAAAGACCAUGGCCACACACAGGAGUUUCUUCUAGUUUUUUCUUAUUCGUUUCUCCUGUCUAACUUCAUCUUGGGAGCCAGCAGAAAUGUCCCAGCUGGCACAAGCCCAUUGGAGAGGAGUCUAGAAACCUCUCUACCCACUGCCCCUCCUCUCCACACCCCCGACACGUGGUCCCAGGAUGCAGAAGCCGAGGAGGAAACCCAAACCUCUGGGGUUACUGGAGGGUAGCUGCCAGUGGACCACCUGGACAGCACUCUGCCCUCCAGCAGGAAGAAGCAGAAAGAGGGAGGAGGUAAGGCAGAGAAUAAACAACCCUGACCAGGGAGGUCCAAAGGAGGAGGCGGAGUUUGAGAGGCUGUACUUCAGCGCAGCCUGCCAGACCUCUUCAGGAAGAGUGCUGGACAAAAGGGGACACGCGUUCCUUCCGGACAGUUGAGCCUCUACCUGCCUGGUGCUGGUGACAGCUCAUCUUUUUCACUAUGGUGGCCCCCAAUGGCAAUGAAUCCAGUGCCACAUAUUUCAUCUUAAUCGGCCUCCCAGGCUUGGAAGAAGCUCAGUUCUGGUUGGCCUUCCCUUUGUGCUCCCUCUACCUUAUUGCCGUGCUAGGAAACCUGACAAUCAUCUACAUUGUAUGGACUGAGCACAGUCUACAUGAGCCCAUGUAUAUCUUUCUUUGCAUGCUUUCAGGCCUUGACAUUCUCAUCUCCACCUCAUCCAUGCCCAAAAUGAUGGCGAUUUUCUGGUUCAAUUCCACUACCAUCCAGUUUGAUGCUUGUCUGCUACAGAUGUUCGCCAUCCACUCUUUAUCUGGCAUGGAGUCCACAGUGCUGCUGGCCAUGGCCUUUGACCGCUAUGUGGCCAUCUGCCACCCACUGCGUCAUGCUACUAUGCUCACGUUGCCUCGUGUCACCAAGAUUGGCGUGGCGGCUGUUCUGCGGGGGGCUGCGCUGAUGGCACCCCUGCCUAUCUUCAUCAAGCGGCUGCCCUUCUGCCACUCUAACAUCCUUUCCCAUUCCUACUGCCUACACCAAGAUGUCAUGAUGCUGGCCUGUGCUGACAACCGGGUCAAUGUCAUCUAUGGCCUCAUUGUCAUCAUCGUUGCCAUUGGCCUGGACUCACUCCUAAUCUCCCUUUCAUAUCUGCUUAUCCUUAAGACUGUGUUGGGCUUGACACGGGAAGCCCAGGCCAAGGCAUUUAGCACUUGUGUCUCUCAUGUGUGUGCUGUUUUUAUAUUCUAUGUGCCUUUCAUUGGAUUAUCUAUGGUGCACCGCUUUAGUAAGCGGCGUGACUCGCUCCUGCCUGUCAUCAUGGCCAACAUCUACCUGCUUGUUCCUCCUGUGCUCAACCCUAUCGUCUAUGGAGUGAAGACAAAGGAGAUCAGGCAGCGCAUCCUUCGUCUUUUCCAUGUGGCCACACACACGUCGGAUCCCUAGGUGUCAGUGAUCUAACGUCUUUUCCAUCCAAAUUCUUCUGAUUCAGAAUUUCAUAUCAAGAUUUUGGAAGACAGUGUUAAGAAAAUACAUCUCC
Molecule: messenger RNA, 1686 nt
Organism: Microcebus murinus (gray mouse lemur)
Lineage: Eukaryota; Metazoa; Chordata; Mammalia; Primates; Cheirogaleidae
Product: olfactory receptor 51E1
Biological process (GO): G protein-coupled receptor signaling pathway
Cellular component (GO): plasma membrane
Molecular function (GO): G protein-coupled receptor activity; olfactory receptor activity
Source: RefSeq, a predicted model, not a curated record